AUGCGAUUUGAAGCUUCAAGUUUCGGCUCUGAACAGACUCUUGGUGACAGAAACCUGCGAAAGCUUGCUUUCUCUCACAUUGUUCAAACCAUUCGUAAGAUGACUAGUAUCACUGAGCCAAGGCACAAAUCACUUGAGAAGAUUGUGAUCUCUAUGUUGGAGCAAGAAGAUGAAACGAAGGCUAAGAGAGCACAAGAGAAAGGUCUGGCUUGGAUCAUGAUUUCUUCCCUUGGGAUUCUUCUUGACGAUGAUGAUGAUAGUGAAAGCAAGCAUCCCAGGUUGUGAUCAACAGAGAGGCUGUUUACAAGAUGAAACAAUGAAUUUUGCCAGCAAGUAUGAAGAAGACACUUACUAGCUCUUGAUGGAAGUUUCCACCUUUAUAGUUUUCUAUAUUAUUUUGAUCAUUGCAGUUUGAAAUCGACAGAGCUAAAAGCCGUAUCGAAGAGCUUGGAACUAUUCUUUGAAAUCUUUGUAAUGAGCACUAAUAGACAGUGUAAUUGCUUGUCAAAAUCGAAAUUAAUUUUGAAUAAGAAAUAAAUAGUCAAAGUAGAUAUGUAAUCAAGACUAAAAGUCAAGAUGUGCAUUUGUUAUAUAUUGAAAGUAUUAGGGUAAUUAUGCAAAAUUAUAAAAGAAUUUUUUUUUAAAAUAAAUCUUUA
Messenger RNA from Thlaspi arvense, 656 nucleotides. The record is from the annotation of a GenBank genome assembly. Lineage: Eukaryota; Viridiplantae; Streptophyta; Magnoliopsida; Brassicales; Brassicaceae.